Molecule: messenger RNA, 2271 nt
Organism: Venustampulla echinocandica
Lineage: Eukaryota; Fungi; Ascomycota; Leotiomycetes; Helotiales; Pleuroascaceae
Exons: 2
Coding region: 1-2271 (756 amino acids)
Source: RefSeq, a predicted model, not a curated record
AUGUACUCUUCGACCAACACCACAUCGGUGACGCGAACACGAAGCUCCCGAAUACCGCCCUCCUCCACUACCAGCAUCUUGCAGCCGUCAUCAGCCACCGCGACUUCUUCGGCUCCAGGAAUCUCUAAUAUUGCACUCUUCCUGACAAAUCUACGGCUUCUUGAUCUUGAUUUGCGGGGGGACUGGCCGAAUAUCACUGAUAGGACCUUCUCAACCAAAGAUGCUCAGCAAAACCAGAAGAAGCGCAUCCACUGCGUAGAAUGGGCUCUCUGUCAAUUGUUCGAACUAUGGGAUCCAGAGGAGACACAAAAUAAAUUACAACCAUUCAUCCCUCCCCGAGAGCCUCUCCAAUCCCUCAACCUUCGGACUGCCCUAUAUAGAUGUCUCGACCAAUUGAAGAAAACCGGCGUGUUAGGGCGGGAUACGGUGCUGAGGAAGACGAUGCUUGACGAGUGCAAGGGCGAGAGAUUAGAAGAGGUUUUGGCAGUGUUUUCAAACGCCGUUCUCAAGAAGGUUCUACUGGAAGGCGGCUCGGCAGAGCACCAAGCGCUCGCACAGCAGCUUUCGUUCGAAAACUUUUCCUACUCCGGGGAGCGAACUGUGCUGUCAGCACUGAUACUCUCCCACAAGGCCUCACUGAAUAGACAUUUGCAAGAAAAGCAUAUGGCUAGAGCGAAGUACACUGACUUCUCCGAGCUUCUCAAGCUGAAUGAUCGUCGGAUUGCCCGUCGACAAGAACAACUGAAAGAGAUGCUCGAGGAAGGCGGCCGGUACGAGCCUAUAUCAGUGACCGAAAUAAGGUCAUUGCAAAGUCAAGUGCAAAAGAAUUGGUCUGGUAGCGAGGCGUGGCUUGGGGCCAUUAUUUAUGGAGAUAGCAAAGCUGGAGAAGAUGGGCUUUUGUCGAAUCGAUUCGAAAAAGUAUGGCAACAUGUCGAGGAUGGAAGCAUCGGUGAAGUUGAAUACAAAGGACGGGUUGGUCUCCUAGAGCAACUGGACGCACGGGUCAAAGAUCAGGAGAAUCGGUUGGCGAGAUGGCAGGACUUCAGCAGGGCUCUGGCAAAGGCUGGUACAAUAUCUCCGUCUAAAAAAAUGGCAACGUCUGGAGCGGAGGGAAAUAAAAUAGAUCUCGGGUUCGAUUGUCACCAGGAUAUACAGAUCACGCGCAACAGUUCUGGUAAAACGAUCGAAACGGUCAACGCAUCACUGGAGGAGUAUGACUGGCUCAUUCGGAAUAUGGCAUCCGAGAUUGCUGAAGUUCGCAAGCCACGAGGCCGUGAUAGUCGUCCCACGCUACAAGGUCUGCAAAAUCAGAUUUCCACUCGCGCCCCAGAAUUCUGCUCUCCACAACAUGAAGCGCCUGUGGAUAUUGAUGAGGAAUGGAUUUCUGCAAGUGAAGCGGAGGAUGCCUUCCCUGGUUUUGCCAGCGGCACUUUAAAGUCCACAUCCCUCACUCCACUAUUAGAAACUGUUGUUGUCGAUCGUCGGCCAAUUGAAAGCGAACUUGAUAUGGCUUCGGUGGAAGAUGUUGCCGAAAGCGGGUUUGGAAACGACCAACAGGAGACUUUCGAGGCUAUCAAGGAAGUUUUGCCUCCCAGAGAUAUUCGCUCACCUUCACCAUUGCCUCCUGAACCAUCCCCUCCGCAAACUACCCUGAAACCUCAGAAUCCCGAUACCAAUAAGUCUCAAUGGGUAUCAGAUAGUGUGCCGCUCAUGAGGCACGAGACUCCGCAACCAGACGCGGAAUCCGAUCUUGUGAAUGAAAUAUUAAACUCGAUGUCUAGCACUUCUCCGUCUCCUAAAAAGCCCCGACAUACCCUGUCAUUGGCAGAGCGUACCCGGCUCUCGAUGUCUCGUGCUUCACACUCUCAACUCUCCGAUCUACACGAUGAUUUCGAUAUUAAAGAUCUCCCUCGACUCUCUAUCAAGCCGCGGCCAUCCCUAGCACCUAGGAAACCAACCGAUGACUCUGAAUCAGACCUGCAUGCGGGGUUGAUUGAGCGUACUCGGAAUAGCAUGGCAGGAUUCGAGGCUGCGCAGAAGAAAGCUCAGCUGGAAAGACGGAAGAGCAUGAAGGAAGCUAAGAAGAAACAGAGGGAGUCUAGCUAUUUCCCGAGAGUCGAGGAAGAGAUAUUCAUGCCGGAUACGGCGCCUACUGAGUUGAUAGAGGGUGAUCCGGAUUACGAAAGUGUGUUUAAAAGCCGGCCUAAGAUCAAGACAAGUCCGGCCGUGAGCCCUACCCGGAUUCGGGAAGAUGAGAGUGAAGGUUCCUGA